AUGUCAAAUAAUCCAAUUGUACAACAAAUUCAUAAUACACCACAAAAGAAAUUAACAAACUCACAGUAUUCAACAUUUAGUGGAUCAUCAGGUCAAGAUGGUAUAAAUGAUAAUGAUAGUUUUGUAAAUUUUCCAGCUAGCGAAUGGUUAUCAAAGGCUAUGCACAAGCAUUCAGAUAUUUUAGAGCUUCGUGAAAGAACAAGACCAAUUACAAAUUCAAAAUCAUAUUCUAGAAAUAAAAGAGCAGGUAAAACAGAGGCAAGCCAUGCAAUCAAUGAUACCAUCUUAUUAAAAAUGGUUAUGCAAUAUCUUCACGAGGAGAAUUUAACUACAAGUUUAAAGAAAAUUCAAGAAGAGACUAAACUUCAAUUCGUUCCAAACGAAGUCGAUAAAGAUACACUCGAAAACUUACUUAGAAUUGGAAUUAAAGAUAUUAAUUGGUUUGGACCAUUAGCAAACAACGAGGAUCCUGAUUGUGAGGUAGAAACUUAUCAUGCUUAUAAUUCAGACGAUUCAAACGAAAAUAAUUUAGAAGAGGGUAAUUUAGCUGAUGAUCGUUAUGAUGAAAGUCAAAUUAUAAGAAAUCCAGAUAUGACAAUUCAAGCAGCAUCAUUAAACAGAUUAUUAUUAUGGUUAGUUGGAAAUUUUAAUGGCCAAGAUGCAAAUGAAAAGAAAAUAUUUUUUUUAACUUAUCCAUCAUUUACUUCAGCUGAAACUAUUUUAAACAAAUUUAUUCAAAUUUAUCAUUCAUUUGAAAAUAUAGAUAGUGCUCAAGUUAUUUGUUUUAUUAAAGUAUGGAUUGAACAACAACCAACAGAUUUUAAUGAAAAACUAUUAGCUAUUCUAAAUAAUUUUAUUGAUCAUCAAGUUGCAACUGCUCAUGCUAAACAAUUACGUGCAGUUAUUAGUUCAAAAAUUGAAAAGAAAGAAACUCAAAGAAGAGAAAUUAAAGAUCCACCAGAACCAAAAGUACCAAAGAAUAUAUUUUCACCAACUUUAACAUUUGAUGAUAUAGAUGAAGAAGAGAUAGCAAGACAAUUAUGUGUUAUUGAUUUCGGACUUUACGAAUUAAUAAAGACAUCAGAAUUUUUAAUUAAAGGUUGGACCAAACCACAAUUUCGAUCAAAGGCAGUCAAUCUUUUAAAUAUGAUGAGAAGAUUUAAUGAUUUUACAAAGUGGAUUGCAAGCUCAAUUCUUAAUGAACAAAACUCUAAAGGAAGAACCAAGCUUUUAGGCAGAUUCUUAAAGAUUUCCGAACAUCUUCGUGCCAACAAUAAUUUCCAUUCCUUAAUGGCAAUCUAUGGUGGUAUUAAUAAUACUCAUGUAUUUAGAACCAAAGCUAUCCGUAAAGAUCUUUCAAAACAACAACAAGAAACAUUUGCAGAUUUGGAAAAGCUUUUCUCGAGCGAAAAUAGUUUUAGAAAUUAUAGAAUAAAUUAUAAAGAUGCAAAACCACCAUGUAUUCCUUUCCUUGGUAUUCAUUUGCGUGACUUGGCGUUUGUCGACGAAUCAAAUCCAGAUAGAAUUAAUAAUUUAAUAAAUUUGAACAAACGUAGAAUCAUUUGGAAAGUAAUUACAAAUACUAUGCGUUACCAACCAAUGGCCUAUAAUUUCUUAAAAGUUCAUCAAAUAUCCUUAUUUUUAACAGAAUUAAAAAUUGAUGUAGAACAAACACAACCAUUAGAUUUUUCCCCCGAUACUGUAUUACCAAAUUCAACAACUAAACAAUAA
Molecule: messenger RNA, 1731 nt
Organism: Dictyostelium purpureum
Lineage: Eukaryota; Evosea; Eumycetozoa; Dictyosteliales; Dictyosteliaceae
Product: Ras guanine nucleotide exchange factor
Exons: 3
Coding region: 1-1731 (576 amino acids)
Biological process (GO): positive regulation of GTPase activity; Ras protein signal transduction
Cellular component (GO): plasma membrane
Molecular function (GO): guanyl-nucleotide exchange factor activity; protein binding
Source: RefSeq, a predicted model, not a curated record